This is a messenger RNA of Hydra vulgaris (swiftwater hydra), 1673 nucleotides long. Its product is annotated as integrator complex subunit 14. Gene Ontology annotation, biological process: snRNA 3'-end processing. NCBI's taxonomy places the organism in Eukaryota, Metazoa, Cnidaria, Hydrozoa, Anthoathecata, Hydridae. Gene Ontology annotation, cellular component: integrator complex. The record is from RefSeq and is a predicted model, not a curated record.
UCUUAAGAGACAAUAAACAACUUGUGUUAUUUAGAAAACCGUUCCUGUAGUUUUUAUGUAAUUUUUUUUGUACCUAAUUUUUUUUUAAUGGAAAUAAUUUGUUAGAGUUAUUAUUUAUAAUUAUCAGCUAUCAAAGAUAUAAUAAACCAAUAUGCCAACUGUUAUCUUGCUCGAUGUAUCGCUAUCUAUGUCUCGUAGUAUCAAUACCAGAGAUAAAAUCUCUCUAAUUGACGUCGCUCAAUCAAAUCUUUUAUAUUUUUUUGACCAGUUAUCAUCUAGAUGCAAAUUGGAGCAUAGUUCCCUUGUAGUAUUUUCAUCUUUAUAUGAAGUUCUUGUUAAAUUUACGCGAGACUAUGAGGCUUUAAAGACCGCAUGCUUAUCUUUAACAACAUACGAUAAAACUAAGAUUGAAACUGCUCUAUUUGGAAUUGAGGAUCUUGUUACAGAAGAGUGGGGAAGCUUUGUUCCUAUAAAUUUAAUUUUUAUUACAGAUGGACAAUGUGGUAUUGGAGAAUAUUCUUUGCAAGAAUCAUUAAAAACUAUAAAUCAAAAACAAAAAGAUGUUCAUUUUCCCAUACCUUUUUCAUUUCCUUGUAAUUUAAGUAUAAUAUGUUUAGCCAGUCAUAAUGAACUUCGUGCUAAUAAAAAAUAUUUUGAACAGCUUAUAACCAUGAACUACGAAAAAGGUGAGUUGAUAAUACCCGAUUCUUUAACUGAAGCAAAUGUACAGAAAUGCUUUAACCGUCUUCUUAGUUUGCAUUAUAAUAAAUACGAGGGUACAUUGAAAUGUGGCCAUUUUGAAUCUCAAGUUACACUUUCACCUCCACCAUCAUUUCAAAAUACUUUUACUCAAAUAGUUAACUUAUACAGACAUCCAGAUGAUGAAGCUCCAAUAGCAAAUUUAAAACUUGGCACUGUUCUAAAUAUUAUAGGUUUUCUUGAUCUUCAAAGUUUUUCUAAUCCUGCAUAUAUGUCCAGACAUUUAGUUGUACCUAUUCAAAAUGAAAACAAUCAAAAUAAUGCAGGUAAAAAUAAAGAUUCAAUAAGUUUUCAACCAUCGUUUAGUGUAUUAUUGCAUGGAAGUUUAAAAAUGGAAAAAAUGGGUGCUGUUGUUAAACUUGGUAAUGAGUGGUAUGGAAUGCUUUAUUCUUGGGCAGAUAACAAAAAAAAGUCUAAUCUUAUGCUGUCAAUAUUUGAGCCUGGCUUGGAAAGAGUUCCCUGGUUAGGUAAUCUAAAAUAUCUUGGUCCUGCUUAUGAACUUCCAUCUAAUCCAUACCUCCAAGAUGCAAAAGAAGGUACAGAGGAAAGUCCUUUCCCUGUUAUAACCUCUACCCGUAGAAGCUAUCACUCUCAUACAAAUGCUGUGUGGAUAAAAUCUUCAGGGCUUGUAUCUGACAUUCAGAAGUUAUUACGUUAUGCAAAAAAAUUACCUGAUAAGCAAUCUGUAUUUUUUAAGGAGGUAAAUAAACUACGAAAGGCUGGUGUUGCUUAUGGAUUUCAUGGACUACUUGUUUCUCUCGCAUUAACACUCGAACAAGAAGCCGAGAAUAUGAAGCCAGAGAUUCAAGUUCAACUCAGACACGUCGCAGAAGGUUUAAGGAAUGCCUCCAACCGUGAAAUGAAUAAAAAUAUUGUGGCGAUAAAUAUGUUUAGAAAAAAAUCAAAUUAACGUG